AUGGGUUUGGUACGGCGUUUGCUAGUGUGGGUUAGCCUGGUGUGCUGUUCUUACAGCAUCUUUGAAUCUUUUGAUGGUCAGCAGAAUCACAACAGACUCAUUCCGGAGCCAGCACCACCAUUCAAACCCUCUGCCAACCUCACCAAAAAGUAUGAACUAAAUCGCACUGGGCUACAAAUGUUGUCCUCCUUAUAUAAACACCUUCCAGCAAUCAGGGUGCAAUAUUCAACCAUUUCUCCACAAGUAAUGGAUAUUGUUCAGAAGUUGAAAAGAGAUAUAACAAGGAGGGGAGUGACAGAUGACCCAUGGGACUUAGCAAGAAGGUCAUGGGCCAAACCAAGGUCAUUGCUUCCAGAAUCAGCACCUGGAUUAGGAGAUGUUCUUGCUGCCCUUUCCACUGCUCCUAUCACAGCAGCUGAUAUUGGUUACAGAGGAACACAGCUCAAAGUGUCACUCAGGCUGAAAGGCGGCCAGAUUGUAGUUUUUAAACCAUUAAGAUAUUCUCGUGAUGAGCUCAUUGAAGGUAUUUAUUCAGGAUUUGAUCGGCACAAUGGAGAAAUUGCUGCAUUCCAUCUCAGUAGGCUUUUGGAUCUGCGGAUGGUACCCCUUACUACAGGUCGUAGUGUAUCUCUCAAAAGACAGAUACUACCUGUUUCAACCUGGAGACUCAGCAAAACAUUUAUCCAAGGGAGAGCGGGUCAGAUGUGCUUGUAUGGUGUUUGUCACUAUUGCCGAAAAAAUGAAUCAGUCUGCGAGAACUUCCACUCUCUAGAGGGCUCAGUGAUCAUGUGGCUGCCAAAGAAACUCCGACUCCUAGAAGAACCUCACCCAUGGAGACGCACAUAUGUAAAGAACAAGUUUGCAAACACAAAUGGGAGAAAUGAAAGUUAUUGUGAAAGAGUGAUACAUAGUAAUCAGGCACCAAGACUGUUGCAUUUGGUGGAUGCAGCUGUAUUUGAUUUCUUGAUGCAGAAUGGAGACCGGCAUCACUAUGCUCGUGUUGCAGGUGCAAACGACUCUCCUGUCGUUUUAAUAGACAAUGGCAAAGGUUUGUAG
Molecule: messenger RNA, 1056 nt
Organism: Penaeus vannamei (Pacific white shrimp)
Lineage: Eukaryota; Metazoa; Arthropoda; Malacostraca; Decapoda; Penaeidae
Source: RefSeq, a predicted model, not a curated record